AAGCCUCAAGAACCUUCCUCUUCUACUCAAUUUGCCCAUUUUUUCCAUUUAAAACCCCCUUUUCUGCUUCUUCCCUCUUCGAUCCUAUCUCCUUCUCUCUCCUGAAUCCAUAAUUCCCACGUCUUUAUCUCUUUCAGAUCGGAGAAUGGAACACGGCCGUUCCGACCCCGAGGAUUGGUCUGCAAACAAUGCGGCCACGGGCUAUGCAUUGAGCGGCAAGAUUAUGCUGAGCGCGAUUGUGAUUUUGUUCGCUGUCGUAGUGCUCAUGGUAUGUCUUCACAUCUACGCUCGGUGGUAUCUGUACAGGACGCGCCGCCGCCAUCAUGCUCGUGCCCGGCGCCGGCAUCAUUUGGUGUUCUACGUGGACCCCACCAACCCAGCCGCCUCCGUCUCUUCUCCGACGCGCGGUCUCGACGCUUCUAUUCUGAAUUCGCUUCCGGUGUUCGUGUACUCCUCCAAGACCCACACGGAUAUGUCUGAAUGUGCCGUGUGCCUAUCUGAGUUUGAGGAGAACGAGAAGGGUCGUCGUCUUCCCAAGUGUAAUCACUCUUUCCAUAUCGGCUGCAUCGACAUGUGGUUUCACUCUCACUCCACUUGCCCCCUCUGCCGAUCUGCCGUCAACGCCGAAACCUCAGAGUCGGCAAGCCGGAAUCCAACCGACGUCGUGAUUUCGAUGGCUGAAACAGAGGGCGGAUCGACUUCCGCUUUGUGCUCCACAUGCCAGCACGACGAAGAUCGCACGGGUCGGCUGCGUACUUCCUCGUCGGUGGGGUCAUCCUCAGUUGGGAGUCGAAGGAAGUCCAGUGAGCUUGCAGGCGUGUCAAUUGAAGUUCCCAGGAGGAACGAGAAUUUUGGACUAUCAGAGGACGAGUCACUGCUGGAAUCGCCGGCGACUCGGGUGCAAAAAUCACCAGGAAGUCGUAUACUUUCACUGAAGAGAAUCCUUAGCAGGGACCGAAAAUCGAUGCUCUCUCCUACAUCAGUCCCUGGUGUCAGUUGCGGGUCUGUGACUGAGUUCGAGGCCGACAUCGAGCGAGGCACAGAAGACACUCAGCAGAUUCAGACUCAGCCUCAGCCUCAGCCUCAGCCUCAGGCUUCGAGGUGAGUCAGAUCGCUGUCGUGAAUCUCACGCGACGGCUAAUCAAACGGGGUGCACAAAACAUUAUGCGAGUGUCGUGGAUGGGGGCGAUCAUGCGUCCACGUGGCAAAUAUCAACCCGUGGCGGUUUUUCCGCUACCUGUGAUGGCGGGCGAUGUUUGACCUGUAGAUACUGAAGAAUUCAUUUGUUGAUUUUUUUUUCUUUUUCGACUAGAAUUACCAAUUUGGCUUGUUCCUUUCGAUUAAUGGUGACGUGGCCAAAAUAGAUAAUUAGAAAAUGAAUGAUGAAAAUUUUAAUAUAAUUACUUAAUUUAAUUUAUUUUA
Messenger RNA from Vitis riparia (riverbank grape), 1422 nucleotides. RefSeq names its product RING-H2 finger protein ATL2. NCBI's taxonomy places the organism in Eukaryota, Viridiplantae, Streptophyta, Magnoliopsida, Vitales, Vitaceae. The transcript has a single exon. The record is from RefSeq and is a predicted model, not a curated record. Bases 146 to 1105 code for a protein of 319 amino acids. Gene Ontology annotation, biological process: protein ubiquitination.